AGCCUGCAGUCCGAAUAGGGCAAGUGUGAGGUGGCCAUGAGAAUGCUAUACAUCAUGGCAGACCAUCUGGAGUGUCUCAACUACACUUUGCACAGAAAUACGUCCUCAUCCUAGCUUCUUAUCCGUACAUCACAAAACCCAACCAAGGGAAUAUAACCUUGGUAUCACGCCAUCUUUGCAUCUCUUCCCCUCACUGCUUUCAAACCAAUGUUACAUUAUUUAUAUCAUGGGAUGCAUGAAAUCCAAGCACCGCGACCCCACUCAGAACUCCAGCUCAUCGGAGAAAGUGGAUGGCAAGCCAGGAAAGCAAGGAGAGAAAGCAGUUCUAGUUUUCUCAGAGAUCGGCUCAGUGGAGGACCCAGUACGGGUCAAUCCGGUGCUGCUGGACUAUGCCCAGAGACUCUCAGAGGAAAUUGUGGCCCGGGCAGUACAACAAUGGGCUGAGGUGGACAGUCGGUACAGUGACAUCCCCUACAUUGAGUGUGACGUGCCAUAACGUUUCAGCCAGAUGGAAUAAGAUUGGAUUGGUCUGGCUCUCCUUUAUGUAAAGGAGAGCU
This is a messenger RNA of Sinocyclocheilus rhinocerous, 557 nucleotides long. RefSeq names its product A-kinase anchoring protein 19 (gene akap19). The record is from RefSeq and is a predicted model, not a curated record. The transcript is spliced from 2 exons. NCBI's taxonomy places the organism in Eukaryota, Metazoa, Chordata, Actinopteri, Cypriniformes, Cyprinidae. The coding region runs from base 227 to 496 and encodes 89 amino acids. Gene Ontology annotation, molecular function: protein kinase A regulatory subunit binding.